CGAUAAAUGGUUAUCUUAUGAACAUGCCUUAACCGAAAUAAAUAUGUUAUGGUGGGUUGUUACAAAAAUAACUUUCACAAUGGUUACCCACCAGCUAUGAAUACCUAGCUUACUUUUAAACUUGAAAGUCCUAACAUUGACUCACGGGUAGUCUAUAUGGGAAUAUCAAGAACAACCUGCAUUCUUCACUCAUAGACAAACGCUGGAUAUGUAUAAUUUUCCCGUAUUUUAUGAAGAAAACGUUUUCUAAAAUGACAUUCAAAUUUGCCGCCACUCGCAGCUUCUUUGGAAAGUUGGAAUCGGAGAUGACAGUUAGCAGUGCGGUAGAUUUCCAGGUGAAAAAUAAGAUUUUUUACUUGAUUUUGACGCAAUGAAGAGAUAUUAUGAUAUAUUUUUUGAAGAAAACGUACGUAGAAAAGUGUUGUAAAUAUGAUACGGCCGGUAUAGGGAGUAGGGUUCAUUUUGUGUUCGUAGUGUUGGAAAUGGCCAGUUGUGUGUGACGCUAAUGUGCUUCCAGUACUUUCCAGAAAAGUCACGAACGUUCUCGUCCAUAACCUUUAAUAUAUAAGACUGAAGUGUUUCGCUGCGCAAGGAGUGUGCCGUGUGCAUUUGCCAUUAUUAGCGUGCAGAACGUGUUUUUUUAUUAACGCGUGUUACUAAUAUUCACUAGUUAUUAACACAAGUGUUUAAAACAAGGAUCGCUUUAGCAAAUUUCAUACGUUCAGACAAAAAACAGUUAUGGGAAAAGAUUAUUACAAGAUUUUGGGUUUGUCCAAGGGCGCUAGUGAUGACGACAUCAAGAAGGCGUACCGAAAACUAGCCCUCAAAUACCACCCGGAUAAAAACAAGGCCCCUGGAGCCGAAGAAAAGUUCAAAGAAGUAGCGGAAGCAUAUGAAGUACUUUCAGACAAGAAGAAAAGAGACAUUUACGACACGUAUGGCGAGGAUGGACUCAAAGGAGGUGUUGGAGGAGGCUCAGGUGGUGGCACUGGACAACCAGACAACUUCUCUUACACCUACCAUGGAGAUCCAAGGGCCACGUUUGCUCAAUUCUUCGGAAAUUCCAGUCCGUUCUCUUCAUUUUUCGAUUUUGGCAACAACCGUAUGUUCAUGCAUGAAGGAAGUCCAAAUAGGAGUAAAGAUAAGAUGCAGGAUCCCCCUAUCGAACAUGAUCUGUAUGUAUCUCUAGAAGACAUAGCCAAAGGUUGCCAGAAAAAGAUGAAGAUCAGUAGGAAGGUUCUGCAACCUGAUGGUUCCACUAAGAAAGAGGACAAAGUAUUGACCAUCAAUGUUAAGCCUGGGUGGAAAGCUGGAACAAAGAUUACAUUCCAAAGGGAGGGCGACCAAGGCAGGAAUAAGAUUCCUGCAGAUAUUGUCUUCAUCAUCAGGGACAAACCUCAUCCACAGUUUAAGCGAGAAGGCAGUGACAUCAAGUAUACAGCCAAGGUUUCAUUGAAACAGGCUCUGUGUGGAUGUACCAUCGAAGUUCCAACAAUGGCUGGAAAGACAUUGAGCCUAAACUACCAGAAUGAGAUCAUCAAACCUAACACAGUAAAGAGGAUACAAGGAUAUGGGUUGCCACUUCCUAAAGAACCAUCUCGUCAUGGAGAUUUGAUAGUUAACUUUGACAUCAAGUUCCCAGAUCAUCUGUCACAAUCAGCAAAGGACAUAAUAUAUGAUACAUUACCAAAUUAGUAGACUUUUGAGAUGCUUCAAGUGUGAAUGUGUUAUGUACGUUUUAGUACAGUAUGUUUGUGUGUUUUGUUUUUGUAAAAUGUUAUUUUAAUUUGCUAUUAUUUAAUGUAAAUAGGAUACAGCUUUAUGUUUAAAGACUUUUGUAAUGUUUCCUAUUGUGAUAUGGACAAGAAAAUGCCUGCUUAUGAUCUUGCAGUUUGGUUAAUUUCAUCUUCAUUUUGUACAUAAGGCUGAUACAGGGUGUUUCUUUGAGGAAUUAAAAAUAUUCAAGGGGGGAAUUUAAUGCGUAUGUCUCCAAAGUACAAGGAUUUCUUAUGUUCUAAAUUGUCUAACAAUUUACCUGUAAUUUUGAUAAAAUUCUGUUAAUAAAUUUGCUAUCUUUAAUUUCUGUUGAUCAGAUUUAAUUUUUGUUAACAAUGGUUGAUUUUUCAUUGAUUAUGUUACUAGUUUUCUGUGAAUUUUGGUCCCUGAUUUUUGCUAUAAAUGAGUACACAAAAGUGCAAGACUUGGUAAAUUUUAAGACUCCUACUUGAGAAAACUAAUCUACUAGUACUUAUACAAAAAAAUCGGUGUACACUGUAUUGCACAUUUUUUUAUAUAAAGAGCAUCUUUAUUGAAUAGAUCUUCGAUAUUUUGAGUUACUAAAAGAUAAUCCUGUGCGAAACCUAUAAAUUUUUUAUACAACAUUGUUUUUGUUUUUAGUAUUAUUCAUCUUUUAAUAAAUUAUUUUUUUACGUUGGUAGGUGUUCUAAAUUUCAAUCUGAAACCUACUUAUUGUUCUACAUAAUUUGAGACCAGUUUCUGAACCUAGUUUACUUUGCUGACUACUAACUGUACUAAAUAAUUUUAUAGAACAAGUUGUAAAUAAAUAGGUGUCAACCUACCUCGA
Molecule: messenger RNA, 2584 nt
Organism: Acanthoscelides obtectus
Lineage: Eukaryota; Metazoa; Arthropoda; Insecta; Coleoptera; Chrysomelidae
Source: the annotation of a GenBank genome assembly